AUAAACACAGAUCUCAUACCCAGAAAGCAUGGCAUUACAAAAUACUACCACAGUUACAGACUUUAUCUUGCUUGGCUUCCCUCUGUCUCCUGAAUUGAAGAUGCUCCUGUUUACCUUGGUGUUAGUUUCCUACUCAGUCACUCUGGUGGCCAACAUGCUAAUCAUCACCACUGUCCAGAUGAAUGCAAAGCUCCAAAUACCCAUGUAUAUUUUUCUCACUCACUUCUCUCUGAUGGAAAUUGGUUACACCACAGUGAUUAUUCCAAAAAUGUUGAAUGGGCUUUUGGUUGAAAAUGAAACCAUUUCAAGAAAUGGAUGUCUGACACAGUUUUACUUCAUAUUUUUUUCUGGUUCAAUUGAAAAUGUUCUCUUAGCCUUUAUGGGCUAUGACCGUUAUUUGGCUAUCUGUAUUCCUUUACGUUAUCCAUCCAUAAUGACCAAUUCUGCUUGUUGUUGGUUAUGCAUUGGGUCUUGGAUUGCUGGAUGCCUUAUCCCUUUGAUGCCAACAAUCUGUGUAUCAAAUUUAGUUAUUUGUAAUGAUAGAAGGAUUGACCAUUUUUUCUGUGAUUUUGGACCACUGGUGAAGCUCUCCUGCUCUGAUACCACAAUGGCAGUGAGGAUUUUCUUUGCACAGGCUUGGAUCCUGAUUUUAAGCUGUUUUAUUGUGAUAAUGAUUUCAUAUAUCUUCAUAGUAUCCACCAUUUUGAAAAUCCCCUCCAUAAGGGGUCGGCAGAAAGGGUUUUCUACUUGUGCGUCUCAUUUCACCGUGGUUAGUAUUUUCUAUGGUACAAUUAUUUUCACAUAUGUGAGGCCUUCCGCUGGAAACACAUCUUAUAUGGACAAAACCAUAUCCGUGUUCUAUGCUGUGGUGACCCCAUUGCUUAAUCCUAUUAUUUACAGCCUGAGAAAUGAAAGCGUUAAGGUAGCAAUGCAAAACACAGCUAAAAACUUACUGCAAUAUGAUAUAAAGGACAAGUAAAUAUUGAUGCCACAUAUUUUUAUUUACGUUCCUGCCUCUUACUCCAUUUGGCUAUGAGGGGCAACAAGACAAGCUGGAGAAACAUUGUCACAUAGUUAGUAUAGCAACUGUUGUUAUACUGUAUUACUGCAGGACUCCAUAACAGGUGUAUCCAUCAGAACUAAUGCCUUGCUCCCCACCUCCAACCUGCUGCUCUAUAGUAUGGAGAUGUCAUUAGAUACUGAAAGCUG
Pseudophryne corroboree (corroboree frog) is the source of this 1209-nucleotide messenger RNA. Its product is annotated as olfactory receptor 6M1-like. The transcript has a single exon. Gene Ontology annotation, cellular component: membrane. Gene Ontology annotation, biological process: G protein-coupled receptor signaling pathway. NCBI's taxonomy places the organism in Eukaryota, Metazoa, Chordata, Amphibia, Anura, Myobatrachidae. The coding region runs from base 29 to 979 and encodes 316 amino acids. The record is from RefSeq and is a predicted model, not a curated record. Gene Ontology annotation, molecular function: olfactory receptor activity; G protein-coupled receptor activity.